AUGGGGCAGCAGAUCUGUGAGGGUCCUGACAGGACAGAGCUUGGAGAUCACUCGCUCUUCUGGCUGAAGUUAUGGCAACAAGGAAAAGAUUCUUUAAAGAGAUGUCACAUAGGAGAGAAACCAUAUUCAUGUUCAGAAUUUGGAAAGUAUUUUACAGAGAAAUCAAAUCUUGUUAAACAUGAAAGACAUCACACAGGAGAGAAACCAUAUUCAUGUUCAGAAUGUGGGAAAUGCUUCACAAAUACAGGGAAUCUUGUUAUACAUGAGAGAUGUCACACAGGAGAGAAACCAUAUUCAUGUUCAGAAUGUGGGAAAUGUUUCACGCAGAAAUCAAGUCUUGUUAUACAUGAGAGAAGUCACACAGGAGAGAAGCCAUAUUCAUGUUCAGAAUGUGGGAAAUGUUUCACACGGAAAUCAAUUCUUGUUAAACAUCAGAGAUGUCACAUAGGAGAGAAACCAUAUUCAUGUUCAGAAUGUGGGAAGUGUUUUACAGAAAAAUCAAAUCUUGUUAAACAUAAAAGACAUCACACAGGAGAGAAACCAUAUUCAUGUUCAGAAUGUGGGAAAUGUUUCACACAGAAAUCCAAUCUUGUUGUACAUGAGAGAAGUCACACAGGAGAGAAACGAUAUUCAUGUUCAGAAUGUGAGAAAUGUUUUACACGGAAAUCAGAUCUUGUUAAACAUGAAAGACUUCACACAGGAGAGAAGCCAUAUUCAUGUUCAGAAUGUGGGAAAUGUUUUACAGACAAAUCAAAUCUUGUUAAACAUGAGAAACAUCACACUGGGGACAAGCCAUAUUCAUGUUCAGAAUGUGGGAGAUAUUUUACACGGAAAUCAUAUCUUGUUAUACAUGAGAGAAGACACACAGGAGAGAAGCCAUAUUCAUGUUUAGAAUGUGGGAAAUGUUUUACACAGAAAUCAGAUCUUGUUGUACAUGAGAGAAGUCACACAGGAGAGAAGCCAUAUUCAUGUUUAGAAUGUGGGAAAUGUUUUACACAGAAAUCAGAUCUUGUUGUACAUGAGAGAAGUCACACAGGAGAGAAGCCAUAUUCAUGUUCAGAAUGUGGGAAAUGUUUUACACGGAAAUCAUAUCUUGUGAUACAUGAGAGAAGACACACAGGAGAGAAGCCAUAUUCAUGUUCAAAAUGUGAGAAAUAUUUUACACGGAAAUUAGAUCUUGUUAUACAUGAGAGAAGUCACACAGGAGAGAAUCCAUAUUCAUGUUUAGAAUGUGGGAAAUGUUUUACACAGAAAUCCAAUCUUGUUAUACAUGAAAGAUGCCACACAGGAGAGAAGCCAUAUUCAUGUUCAGAAUGUGGGAAAUGUUUUACACAGAAAUCCAAUCUUGUUAUGCAUGAAAAAUGCCACACAGGAGUGAAGCCGUAUUCAUGUUCAGAAUGUGGGAAAUGUUUUACACGAAAAUCAUAUCUUGUUUUACAUGAGAGAAUUCACACUGGGGAAAAGCCGUAUUCAUGUUCAAAAUGUGGGAAAUGUUUUACACAGAAAUCAAGUCUUCUAAAACAUAAGAGGAAUCACACAGGAGAGAAGCUGCAUUCAGAAUAAGAAAAAUGUUUUUGCUUCUAAAGCCAUAAUUAGGGGUCAUUAGUGAAGUCACACAAGAGAGAAGCCAUAUGGCCACAAUAUAAGGAAACAAUAUAUCACUGGGUCAUAGACAUUGUUUUCAUUUCAGGUUGUAUAUUUGGAUAUAAAAGCUUAAUAGAUGUCACAUAACGGCUUCUAUAAAACAUCUAAUAAAUCCUGUUUAGGAAGACAUAUUAUGUUCAUGACUUAUAUUUUAAACCUUACAGUUAACCCUUUCAGCCCCGGAGGG
This is a messenger RNA of Bufo bufo (common toad), 1831 nucleotides long. Its product is annotated as zinc finger protein 260-like. Lineage: Eukaryota; Metazoa; Chordata; Amphibia; Anura; Bufonidae. The record is from RefSeq and is a predicted model, not a curated record. The coding region runs from base 1 to 1563 and encodes 520 amino acids. The transcript has 4 exons.